Vigna unguiculata (cowpea) is the source of this 2022-nucleotide messenger RNA. RefSeq names its product HXXXD-type acyl-transferase family protein. The record is from RefSeq and is a predicted model, not a curated record. NCBI's taxonomy places the organism in Eukaryota, Viridiplantae, Streptophyta, Magnoliopsida, Fabales, Fabaceae.
GCUUAGGAACCAAGCAAGAAAGUAUUCCCAGUAUACCUAAAAACACUACAUAUCACAAAAAUGCCUUCCUCUUCCACCACCAUAGUCUCUAGAUGCUUAAUCCAUCCCGACCACAAAUCCAGCAUGAAACCACUCAAACUCUCUGUUUCUGACCUUCCAAUGUUGUCGUGUCACUACAUCCAAAAGGGCGUCUUGCUCACUGCCCCAACCUCUUCCUUCGAAGACCUCAUUCUCUCUCUCAAACACUCUCUCUCCGCCGCACUCUCCCACUUCCCUGCCCUCGCCGGUCGUCUCUCUACUGACUGCCAGGGUUACGUUCACAUCGUCUGCAACGACGCUGGCGUCGACUUCAUCCAUGCCAAGGCCAAGCACUUAACUCUAAACGCCGUCGUUUCGCCCACGCUCGUUGAUGUUCACCCUUGCUUUAAGGAGUUCUUCGCCUAUGACAUGAUGAUCUCCUACGCCGGCCACCACAAUCCCCUCGCUGCCAUCCAGGUCACCGAGCUCGCCGACGCCGUCUUCGUCGGCUGCACCAUCAACCACGCUGUCACCGAUGGCACCUCCUUCUGGCAUUUUUUCAACACCUUCGCCGCCAUCACCAAAGGCGGCGCAGCCAAGAAAGUACUCCGCGCGCCGGACUUCACGCGCGAAACUGUAAUCAACUCCGACGCUGUCCUCUUCGUCCCCGCCGGCGGCCCAGCCCUCACCUUUGACGCCAAGGCACCCAUCCGGGAACGAAUCUUCCAUUUCUCAAGCGAAUCCAUUCAGAAACUCAAACUUAGAGCCAACGCCAAAUCCAACGAACUAACGGAGGUAAUGGAAAAACCAGUGAAUGACGGUUGGAAAAUCGUUAACGGUAAGGUUAUCGGAAAGGAUAGCGGUAACGGAAGAAACGAGAUCUCGUCAUUUCAGUCGUUAUCUGCUCAGCUCUGGCGUGCGGUGACACGUGCGAGGAAAUUCAACGACCCUGCCAAAACGUCGACGUUUCGGAUGGCCGUUAAUUUCCGCCAUCGUUUGGAGCCGAAGAUGGACGCGUUUUACUUCGGUAAUGCGAUUCAGAGCAUUCCAACAGUCGCAACCGUCAGGGAUAUCCUCUCACGCGAUCUGCAUUUCUGCGCGGAGUUGCUGCACCAAAACGUGAUCGCCCACGAUGACGCAACGGUGCGACGCGGCAUAGAGGAUUGGGAAAACGCGCCGAGGCUGUUUCCUCUCGGGAACUUCGACGGCGCGAUGAUCACCAUGGGAAGCUCUCCGCGUUUUCCCAUGUACGACAACGACUUCGGCUGGGGAAGGCCUAUCGCGAUUCGGAGUGGCAAAGCGAACAAAUUCGACGGCAAAAUCUCUGCGUUUCCAGGGAGAGAAGGGAACGGCAGUGUGGAUCUGGAAGUCGUUUUGGCUCCGGAGACCAUGGCGGGGCUAGAAAACGACAUGGAGUUUAUGCAAUACGUAACGCAGGUGGUGUGAGGGUACGUUACGUUGAGUAAGUUGCACAGCAGUGAUAGUGAAAACACGGGACGGAGUGAAAAAAUUAGAAGUCGGUGAUUAAACGACGGGGAACGGAGGGUGAUUGCACGACAAUAGUACCAUGGGUGUGGGCGUCGUUUUGUGUCGGUCAAAGUCAAACGUUCGCGGAGUGGGGUCUCAGUGUUCUAAGGUUGUGUUUGGAUGUUUCCGUGGUUGGCCCCACACGUAUUAUGAUUUCCAGUACGUGAUUUCGGGGAGGUUUUUCAGUUUUCACUUUUCAGGUGAUCAAUAACAAGACGAACUAUAAUAAUGAUAAGAAUAAUAAUAAAUAAAACUAAUGAUGAUAAAUGAAAGUUGAAAGUAAAAGAGAAGUUAAUAUUUGAAGCCAAAAUAGGAUUUUGGAGUUUUCCUUUAGCCUUUUGGUAAGUGUCUGUUCGUGCUACUUUUUCCUUUAUAAAUAUAUUUCUUUUUAAUUUGAGAAUUGAGUGGAGAUAACGAUGUGUGAAUAUUGUGGUUGAUUGGAAUUGUGCGAUUAUUGAGGAUAUAGUUGUGGAUAAA